Marasmius oreades (fairy-ring Marasmius) is the source of this 159-nucleotide messenger RNA. RefSeq lists its product as uncharacterized. Bases 1 to 159 code for a protein of 52 amino acids. NCBI's taxonomy places the organism in Eukaryota, Fungi, Basidiomycota, Agaricomycetes, Agaricales, Marasmiaceae. The transcript has a single exon. The record is from RefSeq and is a predicted model, not a curated record.
AUGGCCAAACACGAGAAAGACCCCGAACUCCUCGCCAUCGCACGCGACCUGAACGGUGUAACAUGGUCUGAAGAUUACGAGAAGAUGAUAUCUGGCAUGAUGUACGUUCUAUGCCUCCUUUCGCCAACACAAUCAAUAAUGAAAACACUUGCUGCUUGA